AUGCUUUGCGAAUGUUUGCCUGGUUAUCACGGAAAUGCUGCCGUUAAAUGCGAUAAAGCCGGAGACUGCAUUUGUCAACACAAUACAGCCCUAAACGAAAACGAAGAAUGCGUGCCAUGUCUGCCUGAAAAAGGCUUCACGAUUGACAAAGAUGGUCGAUGCGUAUGCGACUUGGAAAAAGGACUUAUCGUUGACGAACGCGGAAAUUGCGUUUGCCCCAUAGAAUUUGGAUAUCGCCUCGACGUUAGAGGUAACUGCGUACCGGUUAAAGGACCAAAAUGUGAAACGGACGACGAUUGUCCAGAUUUCAAAUAUUGCAACCCCAACACCAAAACUUGCGAUAAUCCGUGCGCUAAAAAACGUUGCGGAGUUUACGCUCUUUGCAACGCUACCAACCAUCAAGCUGUUUGCCAAUGUGUAAAUGGUUAUACAGGAAAUCCUGAUAAAUAUUGCAAUUACACUUCACCCUACAGAACUGAUUUCCCUAAACCCGACAUGAUGGUUAGCUGUCUCUCAGACGGUGUCCAAGUGGAAAUUCUAAUCAACGAACGAGAAGGAUUCAAUGGAGUCCUUUACGUUAAAGGACGUAGCAAAGACGAACAAUGCAGACGAGUUCUUACACUGCCACCCAACUCGGUUUCUAGAACUGAAUUGUUCAAGGGAAAAGCCAGUUUCGUAUUAGUAAUCCAGAAACAUACAAAAUUAGUCACCUACAAGGCUCAAGCCUAUCACAUACAGUGCGUCUAUCAAACUGGCGAGCAAAAUGUCACUCUAGGCUUUAACGUUUCAAUGUUAACGACUGCCGGAACUAUUGCGAACACUGGACCUCCACCUACUUGCCUGAUGAAAAUCGUAACCCCAACUGGUCAGGAGAUUAAUUCAGCAGAAAUCGGUGAUAGUCUUAUUUUACAAGUAGACGUACAACCCGGAUCGAUUUAUGGAGGUUUUGCCAGAAGUUGUGUGGCAAAAACCAUGGAAGAUUCAGUCGAAAAUGAAUAUUUGGUAACAGACGAAAACGGUUGUGCUACAGAUCCCUCGAUAUUUGGCGAAUGGGAAUACAACCCCGACACACAGAGCUUAUUGGCGACAUUCCACGCUUUCAAGUUCCCGAGCAGCGAUAAUAUCCGAUUCCAGUGUAACAUUAGAGUAUGCUUUGGAAAAUGCCAACCAGUUAAUUGCCGAGGGAGCGACGCGUUCGGCAGAAGAAAGAGAGCCGUUAAGGAUAACGAUAAUGAUACAGACAAUUUGCUGUCGGGACAACUGAGGGAAGAAAUUACCAUACAAUCGAAUGCUAUCCUUACUUUAGAAAGAAGAGAAGAAAGAUACACAGAUACCUCGUUGUCUCCAGACGCCCAAAGGUCAGAAGACAUCUGUGUUUCUAUGAUUGGAUUUAUAAUAGCCUUAAUCAUCACUGCCCUUUUGGCCUUGGUUGCUGUGGCAGUGGCGGUGUCCUGUUGGUUAAUGGCGUACCGUCGAAGGCCCAAGUCCACUGGACCACUUCCGCAUCCGCCGGAGUUCCCGAACCCGUUAUUUACAACACCAGAACCCAUGGCCGAACCAAGCCCAGACUACCUCACGUAA
Messenger RNA from Ceutorhynchus assimilis (cabbage seed weevil), 1581 nucleotides. The record is from the annotation of a GenBank genome assembly. Lineage: Eukaryota; Metazoa; Arthropoda; Insecta; Coleoptera; Curculionidae.